Lytechinus variegatus (green sea urchin) is the source of this 3305-nucleotide messenger RNA. Its product is annotated as F-box only protein 3-like. The record is from RefSeq and is a predicted model, not a curated record. Gene Ontology annotation, molecular function: protein binding. The transcript is spliced from 11 exons. Bases 92 to 1354 code for a protein of 420 amino acids. Lineage: Eukaryota; Metazoa; Echinodermata; Echinoidea; Temnopleuroida; Toxopneustidae.
AAGCCGCCUGGCUAGUCUGACUGCAGUCUGCACUGAGUGAAGUGAAACUGAAGUCUGAUUGAAGGGAGAGAGUAGGUGUUUCAAUGUCAGUAUGGCUGCAGCUAGAACUCUUCUAGAUCUGCCAGAUGAGCUUAUUAUAAAGAUCUUGGACUGCCUUGAUAUACAAUGUCUGGUUAGAUGUGUGGCAUGCACUUGCCAAAGGUUGAAUCAGCUCUCGAAUGCAGAGAACCUAUGGAAGAAAUUUUCAGACUUGUGUUGGUUGGACAAAGAGAGAAUGCAUUCUUCAGAUUCCUGGAAGGAGAAUUUCCUGGAGUGGCACAGGAAAUGGGGCAAGUACAUAAGUUGUUAUGCGAAGGUCAGGUCUGCUUGGAACAAGAUUGAAAGUGCAUUGGAGGCAAGAAGCCCAGGAACAAAAUCAUCUCUCAAAGGGCCGAUAGACCAGAGUGAGCUAGAUGCAAUAGAAGCCAUGAUGGAUCGCCCUUUGCCUCUAGAAUUAGCUUGUUCCUAUCUUAUCCACAACGGCCAGGACGUCAUUCCUGGGAGGGGAUCUCUGCUGGGGAACCUAGAGGUCUACGACCAUCACAGCAUGGAGGUAGCGGUGCCUCUGGCAUUCAAUAUCAAGAAUGCCUUGCCAAAAAUAGGUAUGUUAGCAUUGAGUUGGUGCCCCUACACAAACUAUGGUCAGGUUGUGUGCGUGAGUGAGAAAGUGGGUCUGCCUAUAGGAUGUGUCUACUAUCUCACCCAGGUAAGGAGACAGAAGUUUGCAGGUUAUUUUGUGGAGGCAUCAAACUACAUGGAAUGGUUAGAGAAACUCGCUACCAAGCUUGGAGAUCCAGAACUCAUUGUUUCUUCAUCCAAAAUCACUAGGUUUUACCAUGAACCAUCAUGUGUUGCCGUGACGAGAGAUGUAAAGGUUACUGUGGCAACGUCGUUUGUACCAAGUCUCAGUCACAUCUGGAAGAACAAUAACAUGAGGACUCUGUUUGCAUAUCGGAUCUCCAUGACGAUGGAUGAAAACGUACCAGCCGACAGAUCAUGUAGAUUACUGAGCCGGCAUUGGGAGAUAACUGAUUCCCAGGGACAGUAUCACGAGGUCAACGGUGAGGCGGUGAUUGGACUAUACCCUGUGAUGAAGCCAGGGGCUAAGUUCUCAUACUGCAGCUGGACACCACUCGAUAGUGAUGGCGGUUUCAUGGAGGGUCAUUUUACCUUUGUUAAUCUUAAAACCGGUGAGAACUUUGAUGUGAUAUGUCCUCGCUUCAACUUCAAGUGCCCUGAGAUCGUCCUGUCCAGUGGUGACAUCGACGACGAGCAGUUUGAAUCAGAAGACGAUGUCGAUGAUGAUGAAUAUUGAAGCAUCCUCUCAAAUGAUGACAAUAAAAUCAAUGGUGAUGAUUGUGAUGUCAUAUUGAAAUCUUUCAGAAUUUUUAUUAGACUGACUGGCUGAUGUUGAUGAUGCUAUUAUAAAAUCAUAUCGGAACUUGGAUUGCUGAACAGUUGAUUCAGUGGGGUGCUUAUAAUUAUGUUUUGUUUAUGUUUUGUUUAUGUUAAUUCAGUUAGGUUUUAAAUUUUGUAGAUUGUUUCAAUACAUGGAAUAAACCCCAAGAUCACAGGGCUAUUGAUAUUAAACAUUGAAAUUUCUAUACAUGUUUUUUCACUAAGUGCAAUACAGUACUGUUUGUAUUAAAAUUGUCAGAUGCACAAUUCUAUAUUGUAUUAUCAGUUAAAUGUAAAUAGUCACCGAGCCAUGAUAUGAAUAGGUGUUCAUUGGGAUUUGUUUUAUAUGUACAAAUAUUUUUCUUGUGAAAAUCAGUAUUUUUUCACUCUUACUGUAGAAAUGACUGUGAAGUGAUUAUGAAGAGAUCAUGUACAUGCUCAAAGGAAUUGUAUAUGUAUGGAAGAUUUAACAUGCAAUGUACUUUAAUGAGACGGCAAGAUACUUUUAUUUUGUCAAGCUAAUAUUAGCCUCUUCAAGUUGACUUUUUAUCUUGACAUGGUGAUGUAAGGUUUCUUGUCAAAUUGACUUCUAAAAACUUCUGUCAUCUGUGCUAUAUUUCUAGCAAAUCAACAUCUAUGAGUAGAAUGAUACUUGUCAUGGCGACAUAAGGUAUUUUGCAGUAUCAUUGUGUAAACUUACAGUCACUACGGUUAAUGGUUGGUGUUGGUUGGAACCUCUAAACUUCAUUAAUCAUAAAAAUCUUUUCAUCUUUUAUUCUUCGUUAGUUUGUUUCCCUUGUUAAUUCAAGAUAAAUCAAUGUUUACAAAUUCUGUUGUGACCUCGACUCUCUCAAUGACAUAUAUAUUAUCAUAUAUAAUUGAGAAAAAAAUAAUUGUCAUUUCGACAACCAGUUUGACACGCAGGGCAUCAUCAGGAAGGCCUAAAUGUUUCUUCUUGACAUGGACUUACAUGUGCAGUGCAAUCUGUCAUAAAUUUUGCUUGAAAACGUCAUAUUUCCAGUAUUUUAGAGGUGCAUUACUUCCUCUCCAAUGUCCAUAAAAGAAACAUACAUGUAGAUUGUGCCCUUGGCACAUGGGUCUUGGACCCUGCUCUUGUAUUUUUCAUUUUCCUCUAGAUCAAUCCUUGUUAGAUCAUCUGUGAGGUACAGUAUAUACAUGCAUCCUCUUUUUUGACAGCAACUUUGGCCUUCAUCAUCAUCUGCAUUUUUUCUUUGUGAAAGCAGGGGGCCGUUUCAUAAAGCUGUUCGUAAGUUAAGAACGACUUUCAGACGACUGGUGAACCUUUUUUUAUACACAUAACCAUCGCCUAUGAAUGUAUCAUUUACCACAAGAAAGGAUCACCAAUCAUUCUUAAAGUCGCUCUUAAGAACAGCUUUAUGAAACACACACCAGGUUGUCACAACUCCAUGUAUAUGUCUUGGUCUAUCUCCUUGUUUCCCAGCAUAGGAAGCACUUUCCACUUUUAUUUUGAGUUUGAACUUGGAUUAAAGUAUAUCUUCCAGAGCCUUUGAACAAUCUUCUAUGGCAUCCUUCACCUCAUUCAUCCCAACAACAUAUUAGCUAGCAGUCCUCCUUGUCUUACAGUGUAUAUUUGGUUUUCUUUCUCUAUCUUUUCAAGGUGCUUCUCUAACUUUAUUUUUUCCUUUCUAAUGCGGUUAUUCAGUGACCUUUAAAUUGUAAAGUUUUUGGACCUCUUUGAUGCUGUCUUGUAUCUACCGUGAUUACACGCUGCGCUGGCUAGCGGGACAGACCCGCCUUGUGGAGCAGACUUGGCCUGCGCAUUAUUCUGUGUCGCGUUUACACACCCCAGCUCGCAGAUCAGACUCAUCUUGUGGGACAAAAACACA